AUGACUUGUCGACGAUCCACUAGAGCGAAUUUUAUGAGCUGCCGGGCUAAAGGCCCUUCUCUCACGGGUUGCUGCGAUUGGUAUGCCGUCCACUGCAGCUGGUGCCAUCCAAAGCGCAUCGACCAACCCUUCGAAGACCAUCUCCGCACCAUCAACAACAACCCCGACGAACCCUCCAGCGGCCGAACCGGUCUGCACUACAGCCGCUGCCAGAAUCACCACCGGCCCAAGUUCAUCUGCCCGCGGCCCACGUGCCGGCGCUCGGUCAAGCCCUUCUACGACCCGGACCGCUUCCGCUACCGGCUCGACGAGUACGGCCUGUGGGAAGCGGAGCCGCGGCCCGAAGCCAACCCGCUCUACGCGCAGAGCGUGCGCAACGCGCGCUUGAUCGACAGGUGCAAGAAGAAGGGAGAGACGUUGCGCCGCCGUCGAGAGGAGCUGGAGAAGAGGAUGGAUCGCGUUGUUCCUGGUGGGCAUGUAGCCGUCGUGCCGCACUUACCGCUGAGGAAUGAUGAGGGGUGGGGCGAUUUGAGCGUGGAGGAGAGGGAGGAGUUUGCGUUGUUGGAGCCCGAGGUGUGGCGGGUCAGGGUGGUGGGGACGCAGAAUGGAGAGCAUUUGAAGCGCUGUCCGUCGUGUGCGGGGGAGGUGCUGAGGGUGGGAUCGACGUUUAGGAUUCCGGGGAAGCGGGAUGAGAAGGGGUGGAAGGAGGUGGAGAGGAUGAUCGGGGAGGGCGUGGAUAUGGUGGCGAGGUUUUCGUAUUGCUGGACGCAAGAGGCGUAUGCGAAGGCGCUGGAGGAAUUGAAGGAGGUGGAAGCGGAGAGGCAUAUGGAGAGGAUUGACGAAUGA
Lasiodiplodia theobromae is the source of this 846-nucleotide messenger RNA. Its product is annotated as DNA-directed rna polymerase. The transcript is spliced from 3 exons. Bases 1 to 846 code for a protein of 281 amino acids. The record is from RefSeq and is a predicted model, not a curated record. Lineage: Eukaryota; Fungi; Ascomycota; Dothideomycetes; Botryosphaeriales; Botryosphaeriaceae.